Sesamum indicum (sesame) is the source of this 1338-nucleotide messenger RNA. RefSeq names its product putative E3 ubiquitin-protein ligase RHB1A. The record is from RefSeq and is a predicted model, not a curated record. Gene Ontology annotation, molecular function: ubiquitin-protein transferase activity. Gene Ontology annotation, cellular component: cytosol. Lineage: Eukaryota; Viridiplantae; Streptophyta; Magnoliopsida; Lamiales; Pedaliaceae.
UGUGUGUUUUUUGUGUUUUUCUUUUGGUGGGUUGUUUUGUUGUUGUGGGAACUGAUUUACUGUUUGUGGGCUUCCUGAGAAACUCUGUUGAAGAGUUGUUUGGCUGUUCUUUCUUGAAUUGAAGGUGUGUUAUUAGAAAAUUCUUGACUGUUUGAUCAGGUGAAAUUGGGUUUUGUCUUUGUUUUGGGUUUAUAAUCAGAGUGCUCUGCGCUUCAUGCGUUUAUCUUUGUCCUGUAACUCCAAAGAGCAUAAAGGGUCUGGCAAUAUAUUACGAAAUCUCAGUCAUUAAGUGGAAUAGUUGAUGAAAUGGGAGGUUGCUGUUCGUCCUCCAGAAAGCUGCAGCUUCAUGGAACACCAGUCUAUUAUUACUAUCCACCGUCCUCGGACGAGCAUGGGUCCCUGACAUCUCAUAAUGGUGUCGCUACCGUGCUCACUUCUGGGGUAUUAAUCGACUUAAAUCUGAAUAUGUCCAUUCCCGACACUUAUCGAUCCCCUCCUGCACCUAUGCCAUACGAUGUCGUUUUGGGGCACCCACAAUCUACAACUGUUGAAUCCGGAGAAGUGACCUUAACUGGCGGCCGUUUGGCGAAGCCUUGUCGCAUGGAUCCCAAACAAGCAAAUUGCAUAACUCAAACGGGCUGCUUGCCUGACUCUCCAAGAAAGGUAGACGUUGAUCUCUUGAAAUCAAAUCCACCUACUUUAUCAGCUGCUGAUGAGGAGGAGGAUGCUUGUCCCACUUGUCUUGAAGAGUAUGAUUCCAAGAAUCCCAAAAUCAUGACUAAGUGUAACCAUCACUUUCACCUUUCGUGCAAUCUUGAAUGGAUGGAGAGAAGCAACACUUGUCCUGUUUGCAAUCAGGAAAUGAGAUACGAAGUUCUUUGAGAGUCCCAAGUUGCAAGUAACUCGACUACCUCAUUCGUAGCUCGCCAACAUUGCGUGUGAUUCUUGCUCUUCUGCUCUAUUCUUGAUACCUGCCAACACAUUUGUUCGAGUUAUAUAAACCCUGUAAAUACUCGGUCUAUAAAUUCAUACGUCUCGCCUUCCUUCAGUCCCGUUGGGCGGAUUCUUUGCCAAGACAACGUACCAUCACAACAUCAAGGAAGAAGAACAACAUUCUUUGCAGCAGCUGGAUUAGACUGUGCGGUCUGUAUAGGUUGUCGGGAGCUUUCUGCACAGUUCUUGAUAUGAUGUUUGUAAAGAACAAAGUAGAAAAAAAUGUAUAUAUUGUUGUUUCUCUCCUUCUAUUUAUUGGUUCCCUCUCACUCUUGUAAAGAUCACUCAUUUGUAAAUAUCCAGUUUGGUAAUUUGAUCAAUUUCAUAUUGUAGCUUUUGAGUAAA